CGGCGUUGGACGUAUCGUUGCGUGUAGACAAUAUAAUUAUUACGUCGACAAUCGAACCGCCGGUGAACUUAAUUUGAAACGUCUGUGUGUAAUCGGAAGUGCAAACGAAAUCUUUUUAGAAGCAAAAGGCUACUAUAAUAUGUGACGGUAGUUUGGUUUUGAAAGUUAAUGAGGAUGUAUAUCUUGUUGGCAGUUAUCAGCUUAUUAAUAAAAGAAUCUCUACUACUGAGGAUAGUUCGAGUGCACGUUCCUUCGUACCGAGUAAGAGGACAGCCGGCACAGCUCGAGUGUGACUAUGAACUUGGAACCGACACGCUGUACUCCGUCAAGUGGUACAGGGACAAUGAGGAGUUCUACAAAUUCAUGCCACAAUACGACCCACCGAAUCGAGCUUACAAAUUGGAGGGUAUCAAAGUUGACUUACAAAAAUCAGACGACAGAAAAGUCACGCUGCACCAGGUGACGCUUAAGUCUUCGGGUUUGUAUCGUUGCGAGGUGUCUGCGGAAGCGCCUAGCUUCGCGUCUGCAGCCGGCGAGGGCAGAAUGGAAGUUAUAUAUCUCCCGAGAGAAGGUCCUAAAAUAACAGGUAACCAACAAGAGAACAGAAAAGGUGACUACUUGUUCCUGAACUGUACGUCAGGGAAAUCGUACCCAGCUGCCGUACUCAGUUGGGAUAUUGACGGCGAAAAGGUGACUGAUCCGUCUCUGUUGGUGGAAUAUCCGCCGACACAGUACGCCCAUGGACUACUGUCGGCCGCCUUAGGUCUUCGGGUGCCUAUGGGCAGGUCUAUGGAAGUAAGAUGCACAGCAAGAGUAGCACCGGCGUGGCGGGAAGGAAGCGAGUUUGUUGUGGGCAACAGCCAACUAGCUGAUAGCAAACAAGCUAUGUUGAUUGUGAGGAGUGGCGUCGGGACGUCUACAUUAAGUGUAAUGCUGUUAACACUUUCUCUCGUCCUGUUUCUCAAAUCCCUAACGCAAUCAGAAACGUGAUAAAUUAUCUCCCAUCUUUUAUUAACGUAACGUGAUUUAGAUGCGAACGCGAGAUUUGGAUCGUAUGCCUCACGUACGAGGCGCUACAAACAAACAAUUAUGUAGUUAAGUCAGUUAUAGUAUUUUCUUUAAGGAAAGUUUAUUUACGUAUAAGAACUAGUUUGUGAUCGUACGUGUUUUAUUUUCUUAGUUGUAAUGAUUGCAUACCUGCGCGUAUGUUGGAUGAUGUUGUUUUUGUAUAUUCUCGAAUUGAAAGAUUACGACUAGAUGCGGCUUUUCGUUGGCUUUUCUCGAAAUUAAUUGUUGGUUCGUUAAAAAUUUGUGUAAUUUCGAGAGACAGCUGACGACAAAUACGGAUUGAAGUUUUUUGUGGACGCUACCAGCAAUGAUUAAAUUUCAAAGAAAUAUUUUUACAGUACAUAAUACAUAUUUAUUUUAGUUAUUUUAUUUUUAUCACACUAAUAUAAGGUAAGGAUAUGUAAAUAUCGUUUAGGAACGCCUUCUUAGAUUAUAUCUUAAACUGAUGUAAAAAUUAAAAAUAACAUUAGGGUGUUUUUUUAAGAGAGAAUUUUAAUUGAAAGUUGUAAUUUGAUUUAAAUAAAAUAUAAGAGAAAUUUAUUUCAUUAGUAAAUUGUUCACAAUUUUUUUCAUUGUAAAAUGUAAAUACAUUUGUUCUCUGAUUCAAUCCUAAUGAUAUUUAUACAUAAGAUCGAAAAUUCUACAAAUCAUGAUGGAAAAAUGAAUUGAAAUUUUCACAAAAAAUAUUUUUGGAAAAUCAUAAAUUUAGAUCGAGGAAGCUACAUAUCAACAUGACAAAAAAAAACGUUAACUUAAUUAGUAGUAAAUUUUAUAGAUCCUUAUUUUCUUAUUAAAUUAUUUUUCAGUUUUCUGAAUAUUUGUUGCAAUGUUAUAAUGAUGUUGACGUGAUUAUGCAAAAGUGUCGCAGCAAUCUAUCCCAAUCGAACAUUUUUAAAUAUGAUACCGCGAAGAAGUUGCAUCCAUAAAAAUACAACAAUUCUUAUUCUCAUAAUCCUCUCGCAGGUCUGCUGGAAGAGAUUUCUUAAAGAAAUAAGCAGUGCCUUUGUACAUAA
Bombyx mandarina (wild silkworm) is the source of this 2081-nucleotide messenger RNA. RefSeq lists its product as uncharacterized. The record is from RefSeq and is a predicted model, not a curated record. Lineage: Eukaryota; Metazoa; Arthropoda; Insecta; Lepidoptera; Bombycidae.